GAUAGCUUCACAUCAUGUCAAUCGUUUUUAGGGGAAAGAUAUCGAACCUACCCCACACUUGAGCUUUCAAUCUUGAUGAUGAAUUUCUUCACCACAUAAUAUUAUUUGUAGCCAUCAAAUCCAAAACUAAGAGACACAGAGUUUAAUUUCUUCUCUCUACUAUCCAAUUAAUCCACUGCUGCUGCUUCUUUUUCUUUGUUGUUGUUUUUCAUGUCUUCGCGAAAGCAGGCACCUCCUAGUUUUCCAUGGACGGAGGGAGAGAAAUACAGCAGCAACAACAACAACUCCAAAUUCAAAGAAAUAUUUUACUACUUCUUCACCCUAAACACUAUUCCCUACGUCCUUGUCAGAUGCUGUGCUCUCCUUUUUCUCUUUCUAUCCGCUUCUUGGCUUCUCCUUCUCCUCCUUUGCUUCCCGCCCACAACAACCACCACUUCUUCAAACGACGUCGUCAGAGAACAAGCUCAAGUUGCUGAACCACAAUCGCCAUUCAAAAUCCCCACGUGCGACAAAAACAUGUCAGUCUAUGUAUACACUUUGCCGCCCCAGUUCAACCUCGGACUCCUUAGCCAAUGCAACAACUUAAGCAUAAAGGCCAACAUGUGUCCCGCCGUUGCCAAUUCCGGCCUCGGCCAGCCACUUAAUUAUUCCCGCAGAGGGCACUCCGCUGUCACUAGUAGCUGGUACACCACCCACCAGUACACGGCGGAGAUCAUAUUCCACGCGCGACUACAGAACCACCCGUGUCGCACGCAGGAUCCCGCACGCGCCUCCCUCUUCUACGUCCCCUUCUACGGCGGCUUUGACGCUCUAAGCAAGUACCGUGAAGCCAACCUCACGGCCCGUGACGAGCUGACGUUUAGCUUGGUUGACUACAUACAGGCUCAGCCUUGGUGGCAGAGGAACCAUGGUAAGGACCACUUUAUGGCCCUGGGGACGGUCGUAUGGGAUUUCAUGCGAACCAUGAGCAACGCCAGUUCCUCCUGCUCCUCCUCCUCCAAAGUUCGUACGCCCGGUACCCUCCUAAAGCUACCCGCCGCCGUAAACAUGUCGGUGCUGAUUAUAGAGAGACAUCCUUGGCAACCAAACCAACACGGCAUCCCCUACCCUUCCUAUUUCCAUCCGUCCACGUGGCGGGAGAUGGCGGCGUGGCAGAGGAAGAUGAGGCUGAUGGAGAGGCCCCAUCUGUUCUCUUUCGUCGGUGCACGCAGAAAGAACAAGGCGGCCAUCAGGAACGAGUUCAUAAGGCAAUGCGGUGAGUCAACUCGGUGCAAGCUCUUGAACUGCGAGGGGCCCGACGGGGUAAGAAGGUGUUUGCAGCCGAGGGAGAUCAUGAGGGUGAUGACGCGUUCUCAGUUCUGCUUGCAAGCGCCCGGCGACACACCGACGAGGCGGUCAACGUUUGACUCGGUGCUUGCUGGUUGCGUGCCUGUUUUCUUCUCACGUCACACGGCUUACAGUCAGUAUGCAUGGUAUUUGCCUGGAGAUGCAAGCAGGUACUCGGUUUACAUAGACGAGAAGAGCAGUGCGAGUAGAGGAAUAGAAGAGGAGCUGUUGAAGAUUUCGAGCGAGAAGGUGAAGAUGAUGCGUGAAGAAAUUAUAGAUUUGAUGCCAAGUCUCACUUAUGCGCAUCCGAAUGCCACUGAUUUUGGGUUUGGGGAUGCUGUGGAUGUUGCACUUGCAUCAUUGGCCAAGCACAUUGGUGAAUUAAUUAAUUAAAAUUAGUACCUUACAAGUAAUAAUAAAAUAAUGUAGGACAUAUUGAUAGAAUAUAUAUUUUUCAUCACUUAUAUUUUUUUAUUAUAUAGAUUGUAAUUCGUUAUCAAGUUUUGUACAUGUGGUGGCUAUUUGGCUAGCACAUCAUUAAAUAAGUGGGCCCUAUU
Prunus dulcis (almond) is the source of this 1883-nucleotide messenger RNA. RefSeq names its product probable xyloglucan galactosyltransferase GT17. The record is from RefSeq and is a predicted model, not a curated record. The coding region runs from base 211 to 1719 and encodes 502 amino acids. Gene Ontology annotation, molecular function: glycosyltransferase activity. Lineage: Eukaryota; Viridiplantae; Streptophyta; Magnoliopsida; Rosales; Rosaceae. The transcript has a single exon.